Podospora anserina S mat+ is the source of this 693-nucleotide messenger RNA. RefSeq lists its product as uncharacterized. The transcript has a single exon. Gene Ontology annotation, molecular function: oxidoreductase activity. The record is from RefSeq and is a predicted model, not a curated record. The coding region runs from base 1 to 693 and encodes 230 amino acids. NCBI's taxonomy places the organism in Eukaryota, Fungi, Ascomycota, Sordariomycetes, Sordariales, Podosporaceae.
AUGUCGGAAGAGCGUCCCAGUCAUGUUGUCAUUCAGGGCAUCCUGCCCAAGGAGGCUCCCGGCAUCCGAAGAGAAUUCUCCUACUGGGCCAAAGACCAUGAGAACAACAUUCAGGUGUCUCUCUUCAUCCGCGCCCUGCAAAAGUUCUACGACAUCCCCUACACUGAAACCCUCUCCUACUUCCAGGUCGCUGGUAUCCACGGCUACCCCGGAAACCUGAAGUGGGACGGCGCUGUUGCUCCUCCUCACGACAGAGACGCGAGGCAUUACAUCUACUGCACCCACAAUCACUUCAACUUUCCCACUUGGCACCGUCCUUACAUGGUCCUGUUUGAGGAGACCCUCUGGAAGCUGAUGGGGGAGGUCAUCGAGAAGGAUCUCGAGUUUCACGAUGAUGCUGACAAGAAGCUGUGGCUUGAAGAGCGGAACAAGUGGCGACUUCCUUACUGGGAUUGGGCUCUCAACUCGGCCCAGGGCAAGGUUCCUGAUCUAUUCGUUCCCUACAGCAUCAACAUCAGGCAGCCUGUGGGGAAAGGUGGAUCUCAGCAGGAGUCGGAGAAUGUCCCAAAUCCGCUCGCCCGUUUCCAGGUCAAAGAGAACGGUGUGCCCAUCAAGAUGGGCAAGCUUCCCAAGAAGUACAGGGUUGAUAGCGUCCCGUUGGGUGAUGGCAGCUACCUGCCUGUGAGUCAUUGA